Molecule: messenger RNA, 4092 nt
Organism: Triplophysa rosa
Lineage: Eukaryota; Metazoa; Chordata; Actinopteri; Cypriniformes; Nemacheilidae
Gene: arfip2b
Product: ADP-ribosylation factor interacting protein 2b
Exons: 9
Coding region: 538-1521 (327 amino acids)
Biological process (GO): regulation of Arp2/3 complex-mediated actin nucleation; intracellular protein transport
Cellular component (GO): trans-Golgi network membrane
Molecular function (GO): protein domain specific binding; phospholipid binding
Source: RefSeq, a predicted model, not a curated record
CUUGAGCUUCAGUCUGAAGUUCAAACUGUGUUGAAAUAUUGUGCACAUUUAUUUAGUGUCAAAAAUGCAGGGAAAUGCUGGAAAGUUGUAAUGUGGCCAUCAGGCUUAGAUGUCAAUACUCUGAAGAUCUGAUGUUUGUUUACCGUCAUCACUUGAAGAGUUUCGCAAUAUCACCCGUGAGAAAAAACUCAAGGUAGCAGGUGAUGUAGAUGUUUGCCUUGUCUAGCUGGGUGCUUUGUCAAUAGUUUUUCAAGUGAGUUAAGUUCUAUAUUUUAUUUUAAGUACUUUUUUUCAUGGAAAUAGCUUUUUGCGUAUACCUAAAUGGAAAUCUUGUAUGUAUUGCUAGGUCUUUGUGAUUUCAAAAACAGCCAAUGCUGCCACACAUAAAAGUGCUUGAAUCUCUCCUGAAGGACACGAUAAAGUAAUGUUGUCUCAAGACACACCUCUCUAAGGCAACUAAACUGUUCAACUAGAUCCGGGAGAUGUUGGGCUGCAAAGAUUCAGUGGAGCUUGAAAGAAAAGGAUUUACAGCAGGUCAUGGUGUCCGGGCCCAACCUGAAUGAGACCAGCAUCGUAUCAGGUGGUUAUGGAGGUACAGCAGAGGGCAUCAUUCCAACCAGCUCCAUCAAAGGCCCUGCCAUUCGUCUUAACACAAACUUUGUGGGCAACAGGCGCAUUCCAAACGAAGGACAAGGGUCCAACAUGCAUCAUACCAACAGCAGCUCCUCCAUCACAGCAGAUGAGGCUUCAAGAGGUGUUGCUGUGGAGAAGUUUGAUAUCGUGAAGAAGUGGGGAAUAAACACUUACAAGUGCACCAAACAGAUGAUCUCCGAGAGGUUCGGCCGUGGCUCACGUACGGUGGAUCUGGAGCUGGAGGCUCAGAUUGAGGUUCUGCGGGAAACCAAACGGAAGUAUGAGAAUGUGCUGCAUUUAGCGCGAGCGCUAACCAACCACUUUUACAGCAUGGUGCAGACGCAGCACGCCCUUGGUGACACUUUUGCAGACCUCAGUCAGAAGUCUCCAGAACUUCGGGACGAGUUUGGCUACAAUGCAGAAACACAGAAGCUGUUGUGCAAGAAUGGAGAGACACUGCUGGGUGCCAUCAACUAUUUUGUGUCCAGCAUCAACACACUGGUGAACAAGACAAUGGAAGACACACUAAUGACCGUCAAGAUGUAUGAAAAUGCCAGGCUGGAGUUUGAUGCAUACAGGGCAGAUCUAGAGGAGCUGAACAUGGGCCCUCGGGAUGCUGUUACCAUGGCUCGUAUCGAGGCUGCUCAGCAGCAGUAUCAGAUCCACAAGGACAAAUACGAACGUCUCCGUAGUGAUGUCACGAUCAAGAUCAAGUUUCUGGAAGAAAAUAAGGUCAAAGUAAUGCACAAACAACUUUUGCUAUUCCAUAACGCCAUCUCUGCCUAUUUUGCUGGAAACCAACAGCAGCUGGAACAGACCCUCAAGCAGUUCAACAUUAAACUCAAACCGCCAGGAGCAGACAAGCCUUCCUGGCUCGAGGAACAGUAAAAUUGGCCAUUUACCUCUGCUUUCCUAUUAUAUGUCUUUGCCGCACGAUGCAACAUGGUGGAGCAUCGAGACAAGCGAUCUGGGAUGCUAGAAAAGGUUGAGGCUACAGCGAAGCCUUCUUCUCACUAACUUUCUCUAGCCCUCUCUAACCCACACGUCUCCUCUUUGAUUCUAUUUUUCCUCCUGUUAUUACUCUGAACUGUUUUGAAGUCUCUGAAUGGUCACCUCUGGUUUGUAACCAGUCCCAAAGCUCCAAUCAAAUAACUAUAUAUCAGAGAUAUCAGUAACGUCUCUAAAAUAUCAUUAAACAAACUGAAACAAUCUUUCAUGUCAUACAGAACAGCUGUUUUUUCCAGACUAUUCUCAAUCUUAUACUGUACACAGUGACCACAGUAAGAGGAACUUUUCCCUUUUAAUUUUAUCUUUUUCUGUAUUGUAGAUUUGGUCUUGUAAAUGAUAUGGGUGAGGAUAAUCUAGAGCAUUCUUAUCACAGAGCUCUCAGUGUUCAGUGUUUUUGGUAAUACGUGAUUUUAUUUAGAUGAAAUUCAAUUGAAGGUUUGUCUGAUAUUGAAGAUACUGGUAUUGCACUUGUGUGUUUACUAGGCUAUAAAUAUAGAUGCUUAUCCAGCUCUCUCUCCCAUCUCUAUCUAAAUACGUUGGAUAAAUGAAAUAUUACAUUUAAAAUCUUAAAAUCAGUCUAUCCUUGUUUUCCCAACAUUUUUAACAUUAGAUCACCAAACAUGGGUGCAUAUUUUGUAAUGCACGUUUUUACAAAUCCUUGCACAUUGUCCAGAAAUUAAUCUACAAAUCACUGUCUCAAGUCAAAUUUGCAUUUCAGACUUGAAUCGAUAAAACACUACUUGUUUUCUCUAAAUGAGAAGUCUACUUUUGUUUUAUUUGGAUGGUUAUUGAUUGUUGUAUUAUGUACUAAUGCAUAAUGCUGUGGAAUGUUUUGUAUAACCAAAUUAAUAAUCAGAAAUUAAGUGUAUUUAUAAGUUCUAUUUUUGAUAGUUUUGUUUAACAAAGGCCAGUGAUUGAAGUCCGCCAUUAUAUGCCUCUUUAUCUACCAAAAUGUGCACUAUAGGUUAUGUACUGAUUUGUUUCCUAAAAGCAUUGGCAUUGUCCUCAUUUCCUCCCAUUUUUCCAUACAAAAGCCACAUAUGCAAAUUGUUUAUAUUGUAGCCUGUGCUACAUGUGUCUUUCUGCCUUUUUUUAAAAAAAAAACAUGUUUCCCCCAAUGAAGGCUUUACACAACCAUUAAUGUAUGUCACUAUAGCAUUUUUCUCUUUUUAUGGCAUAAAGAACUGUCAUUUUGAAAUUGUCUCAGAGAAUGUACGAAAAAUCAAAGGGUAAAUAUUUAAAAGGAUAAACGUUUAAAAGAAUAUUUAAUAACUUUUUUUAGGUUGUAUACAUUUUAUUUAAAAUGUAUGUAUUUCAUGUAGUCUUACUGGGUUGUAUUUACAUAACAUUUCUCACACAAAAUUUUCAACAAUUCUGUUUAUUGCAGUAACUUUUCUCCGAGCUAAUACUUUAACAGUGGACUCCAAAUAUAUAUUUGGAUGUUUGUUGCUUUUGCGAAACAGAAAAAUGUUGAAGUGACUCCAAGGUUAAAGUGGAGACUGCAAGAUAAAAUCAUGUCCAAGUAACAAACUAGUUUUUGAAAACUUAAGACUGAAAUAAUACCUACGAUAUAAUUGUCUGUACUUUUGAACAUUGCACUAAAUCUUUCUAUGCUUGAAAUGAAGCAAUACCGAAGAUGUUUCUAGAAAUAGUAUUUUCUUGUAUGUCUGAAUAGGAUGUUGCAUUGCGUGUUUUUGCAUGGCAGGUGUGACAUUAGCUGUACUUUUACGUGCAUUGUGAUUCAGUCCUAUUCAAUGCUUUAUUAAAAUACAGCAGGGGUAAUAGUACAAGAAACAUUUCUAGAAAAAAGGAAAGUUUGCUUGAAAUCGCUAGCUUUAAUUUGAAUGUCACCAACUGAAGAGCAAAUAAUGUACUGGCAUGCCCGGUAAAAGCCUCUUCUUAUUUGCGCUCAGUCUUAUUCCCUAAGGACCAGUCGCCAGAAGUGGAAUUUAAGAAAACAAUGGGACUUCUUUUCAAACGUUUUUAUACAGUACCAAGUAUUUGGUUUUAACAUAAAGACUCUUGUGACAGGCAGCGGAAAUGAGAUCUACACACUGAACCGUUUUAUGAAGUGAUGGAUGUUUGUUUCAAAUAGGAUUUACAAUGAACCUAGAUUUUCUCCCUUAAAUGCAUUUUUCUUUUAAAUCAAACAAAUGUGUCUGCUUUUGUUUUUGGAGAUUAUUGUCUUCGCUUUUAUUUGUUUUUGUAAGUGUUAAAGAAGUGUUUGGUACAAAUGAUUACUCAAGUAGACCUAGUUUUAGAACAUUGUAGAAUCGAAGGGUUAUAAAUAUUACCGUAUUUAUGUACAAUCAAUAUUUUAGGUUGCUCUGUGGUAUUGUAGUGUAUGAAUGACUGUACAUAUGUAAAGACAGAUUUCAAAACUGGAAACCCAUGAUGUUGGCCUUCAUUUCUGGCUUUGACCAAACCUCCUGGAAUUACACAACAUACAAG